Molecule: messenger RNA, 1170 nt
Organism: Selaginella moellendorffii
Lineage: Eukaryota; Viridiplantae; Streptophyta; Lycopodiopsida; Selaginellales; Selaginellaceae
Exons: 2
Coding region: 42-668 (208 amino acids)
Source: RefSeq, a predicted model, not a curated record
UGCAGCUACAUGGGCAAGUGCGAAUCAUCCAGGGCUUGGUCAUGUCCAAACUCAACAGGCUCACGCUCACCAAUACCUUCCGAGGCAAUGCCCACGUCGAGCAAAUUCUCGAGCCGUUUGUUUUCAGGAGGUCGAGCAUCAGUGGCAUCAAGCAGCUCGACCUGUUUAUGGAUUCGGCCGACUUCGAGCCCAGAUCCGUUAACCUCGCACAGCUCUUGGAGUCGUUCCAUGGCCUUGAGGCGCUUUACAUUGCUCGUCUCACCAUCAAGAGCUUGAGCCUUGCGGGGUGGAGCAGCAGGCACGCGCCACUGUGCGUGCACAUUGACACCUCCUACUCGAACAAGCGGGUGCCGUGCUGGGACAGUGACGAGAUCGAGUUUGUGCAGGAGCUCGUGGUGAGCAGCAGCUGUGUGACGCAGCUCGAAGUAACAGGCAUUGUGUGCAUUCAGGAGCCGGCUGAAUUUCGGCCCCUGGUGCCUCCGGCGAUCGUGGAGCUGGGCACAGCGUUCCCCGGUCGUGUCAAGGUGCAUCCCAUCCGCUUUGGCAUGCCACCGCGCUGCGGCGUUGUCUGGCGCUGCAUGAAGCCCAAGCUUGAUUGGGAGGCGCCCUACACUGCAAUCCACCACCGGUGUGCAGGUUUCGACGAGAACACGGAGGCGUGUGCGUGAACAAGCGCCUCCUGGUCAACGUCAGCGUUGGCAAUCUGCCACCGGUCAACGCAUUUGAGACUAGAGGUGGAGCAUCUACGCGGCGAGCGGGAAGAAGUUUGCGGGUGUGGUUCAGCUGCUGGUGUAUCGAAAUGCCAAGCCAGCAGCCGGGAGAUCGCCCGAUGAGAUCGAAGAUGGCGUGGGAAUGAAACCUCAUAAGGUGGCCGAGUUGCGAGGAGUGAAGGAGCAAGCCCGGCCAUCGUCUUUGUGGGGAUGCGACACAUUACAUCCACGCAGAGCUCCAGAUGAUCGAGAGCAAGCGUCGCCCGUCACAUGUCUUUGGGCGACGCCACAGAGUUUCCAUCCAAGUGGCACAAGCUUAUUGGGAAUGACAGAUCGUGAAGGCUCAUAUGAAAGAUUUGUCUACGUCGAAGUUGAAGGUGAGUUUUCUUAAGAGUUUUUUCUUUGAAAACAAUAAAGUCUAGCUUGGAACAGGAAUAAUAAUACAAUGAGUUGUCCAGGA